AUGGUUGCCUUGUCGCGCACCCUCGCAUCGGCUCUUGCUAGACGCUCGUUCAACACUUUACCUGCUACCUCGCAGGCUGUCAACAGCGCCAUGCGCCUUACUCCUACCCAGGACAAUGGCAAUGCUAUUCAGAUGCGCAACAACCACACGACCGCCAUUCCCGAUUUCUCAAAGUACAAAAAGAACAACACCAGUGGAGACGCUAGCCGUUCGUUUGCGUAUAUGAUGGUCGGUACCACCGGUCUUGUUAGUGCUGCUGGUGCUCAGGCUACUGUCAGUGACUUUUUGGCCAACAUGUCGGCUUCGGCUGAUGUCCUUGCUUUGGCCAAGGCCGAGGUUGACUUGAAUGCUAUUCCCGAGGGCAAGAACGUCACCAUCAAGUGGAGAGGCAAGCCUGUCUUUAUUCGUCACCGUACCGCCGAUGAGAUUGCUGAAGCCAACGAUAUCAACGUCCAAGACCUUCGUGACCCUCAAACUGAUGCUGAUCGUGUCAAGCGUCCCGAAUGGUUGGUCAUGUUGGGCGUUUGCACUCACUUGGGUUGUGUUCCUAUUGGUGAAGCUGGUGAUUAUGGUGGUUGGUAUUGCCCUUGCCACGGUUCUCAUUAUGAUAUCUCUGGUCGUAUCCGUAAGGGCCCUGCUCCUCUCAACCUCGAGGUUCCUGAAUACUCUUUCCAAGAAGAUAAGCUUAUCAUUGGUUAA
Messenger RNA from Lichtheimia ornata, 699 nucleotides. Its product is annotated as ubiquinol-cytochrome c reductase, iron-sulfur subunit. Gene Ontology annotation, cellular component: membrane. Gene Ontology annotation, molecular function: 2 iron, 2 sulfur cluster binding; quinol-cytochrome-c reductase activity. Gene Ontology annotation, biological process: mitochondrial electron transport, ubiquinol to cytochrome c. The transcript has 4 exons. The coding region runs from base 1 to 699 and encodes 232 amino acids. The record is from RefSeq and is a predicted model, not a curated record. Lineage: Eukaryota; Fungi; Mucoromycota; Mucoromycetes; Mucorales; Lichtheimiaceae.